AUGAUCUUCGACACUCCUUAUGUUGAACGCAAUACUGGCCACGAUUGCUUCAAGCUCACCGGAGGAAAACCGCCACCACGGUCUUGGUGCCCUCAACCAGGGGAUGUUGUGGGCAGCAAAGACUGCUCUAGUUGCAUCCAAGACGCUGCAAAGCAAAUCCGCAAGCGCUGUCCAGACCAGGCAGAUGCUCGAAUUUGGUAUGACUAUUGCUUCUUGAGGUACAACAACAAGAGCUUCAUUGGGAAAGUUGAUACAUCUUAUGGUAUAUUGUACGGGAAUGUCGAUAAUGUGACCGAUCCCGAGAGCUUCAACAAAGAACUAGGAGCUCUGGUGGACAAGAUUGAGGCACAAGCUGUUGUGCCAAAGAAUGAAGGACUUGGGAAAGGUGAGACCAAGCUGUCACCAUUUUUGACACUAUAUGCUUUGGUGCAGUGCACAAGGGACUUGUCUCAGCUAGACUGUUCUCAGUGCUUGGCCAUUGCAGUGGGAAAUUUCGGAACCUUUUGUGACAACCGCAAGGGUUGUAGAGUUCUAUAUAGCAGCUGUUAUGUCAGAUAUGAGCUCUAUCCAUUUUUCUUCCCUCUUGAUUCAAACAAAACCCUGCCUGUGGCUGAUAAUACUUUAAUGGCUGUAGUUUAUGAUCCAUAG
Molecule: messenger RNA, 648 nt
Organism: Prunus armeniaca (apricot)
Lineage: Eukaryota; Viridiplantae; Streptophyta; Magnoliopsida; Rosales; Rosaceae
Source: the annotation of a GenBank genome assembly